Ostrea edulis (European flat oyster) is the source of this 2229-nucleotide messenger RNA. RefSeq lists its product as uncharacterized. Lineage: Eukaryota; Metazoa; Mollusca; Bivalvia; Ostreida; Ostreidae. Gene Ontology annotation, molecular function: zinc ion binding. The transcript has 2 exons. Bases 131 to 1816 code for a protein of 561 amino acids. The record is from RefSeq and is a predicted model, not a curated record.
UGUUCCUGUUUAAAACCCUCUUGAAUGUAAACAUUAUCAAACAUGCACAUGCAGUACCAGUCCUGAUUUUAUUCUCUUUAUUACUGCAUUUAGCUGACAAGAUACGUCGACUUUUAUCAAGCAUAAAGAGAUGCUUAGACGGGGUAUAAACUCUGCCCAGCACUAUUUGGAGUGUAAGCAAUGUGCCGGAAAUGCAGAAUAUUACUGUAACACCUGUACCUACAACUUGUGUCAAGUAUGCCGGGACCGCCACACCAAGAGCCACGUCACCAGGUCUCACGUCAUCGUCGAGUACCAGGAUAGACAGGCGACACAACCAAAUACCGAAACCUGCCGUGUCCAUCCAAAUAUGACCUAUGCCAUGGCAUGUCAGGAAUGUAAACUUCCUAUCUGCAUCAAAUGUAUCACAGACAGCCAUAAUGGUCACAUCACCAAACGCAUUGAAGACGCAUUGAGAGAAACCGAGAAACGCUGGAAAGACAAGAUUCAAACCAUAAAGGAUGUCCUCCCGAAACUGACCGAACGACUAAAAGCAAUAUCCAACUACAAGACUAGGUCCGAAAAGAUACAUUUUGAAAUCAGAAAACAGAUGCGAGAAGAUGUGGAAAGGGUGAAAGAUUUUUUGGAUACUGUUCUUGAAAAAAACCUCAGCCGACUAGAUACUGAAGAAAACUUGUUUGACAAUGAAGUUGAAAACCAUCUCAGUCUUUUAAAUGAUUUAAUCGAUAACUAUAAAAACGUUGUUACUUGCAACGAAGAUGAAAAAAGAGGGCCCUACGAGAAGCUGAUAUUUCGGAAUGAUAUCCUUGAGUGUAAUGUCACGACACCUGCAUGGCGAAUUCCUGACAUUCCAACGUAUCACCGUGAAACUAUAACAGAGGAUGACAUCAAGAAAUUUUUCGGGAAGUUAUCCGUGCCCCGAAACCAAGCUACCGAAAAUACAGUGUUUCGAAUGAAAAUAUCACACGAAGAUUCAAAGGACACAUCCAGUUCCCCGGUAAAAAGACAAGAAUUUCAGAUACCGAUGUCCGAAUUGAGGCACAUUUCAAUUCAUCCACUUGAAGCUGAUAGAAUGUGGUUUGGAGAUAAAUCGGGUCAUAUCCUUUUCACGGAUAAACUGGGGAAUAAAUUGGAUGAAAUCAAAACUAGCGGUGAAGUUGAUCUCUUUGGUUAUCACACGGUGACUCGCAGUGGGGAUUUGAUGUAUGUUGACCAAUCAGUGAAUAGUAUCAAGAAAUACGCGUUAGAUAAAACUAUUACAACAGUCAUCACCACUGGGAGUUGGAGACCACAGUGUGUCUAUUCCUCCGACAUGAAUGGUGACAUAUUAAUAGGAAUGACGAAAGGAAGCGACGGCAGAGUGGUCCGCUACAAUUACAAGGGGCAUGAGUUGUGGCAGAGUCUGCACGACGUCCAGGGACAUAAUAUUUUCCAAUCCCCUCUCUAUAUAUCAGAAAACGUGAAUGGCGACACGUGUACAUCAGAUGGGGCUUCUAACAAUGCUUUGGUUGUGGUGGAUAAGGACGGAAAACACCGGUUCUCAUACAAGGAGCGUCAGGACACAUCAAAAGUCACACCGCACGGAAUUUGUACUGACGAUCUCGGACGGAUUCUAGUCAUUUUCGGACUUCACAGUAUCCACAUGAUUGAUCAGGAUGGACAGUUAAUCAUGGUGUUGCUAACCAGGGAUCAUGGGAUGUCAAGGGUCUUUGGGAUGUGUGUAGACAAUGACAAUAAUCUAUGGGUCUGUGGGAACAACAACGUUCAGAUCUACUGCAAGUGCCACAAGUGCUUUAUACGCUCAUCUGUAAAAUAGACGCGAGUCGAGGAGUGAUCCAUAACCACGCGCACAGACCCACAAAACGUCUGAAGGCAAUGACGAUAAAUGUGAAGUGAAAACUAGAAGUUACUGCUGGAGUCUUUGUAAGGAAGAAAACUACCAAAUGUGUGCAGACUAACAUAACAAUGGACUUUGUUUCCAUAACACGAAUCGUCAAUUCUGAUGCUAUAUAGCGGCGACUUUCAUUGCUCCGAGUUUUACCAUCUCGUUGUGCGGUACUCAGGUGGCCAUUGAGGUCCAUGUACCUCAGGUUUAUCGGAUUAUUUGGAUUUGACAUUUUACCUGUUUGCACAAAUUAGGAAGCGUCAUGAAUUCAUAUUGGAAUGUUCUUUCUGUUUUGUGCAUGUAAAUUAGAUCUUUUCUUAUUCAAAUUAAGAUUUUUCGAAGCG